GCAUUAAGCCUUUGGUCCGGUGGGAGGGAGGACAGUGUUGCAGUGAAAGACAAUGCAGAGGCUGCACUAGCAGUGAGGUUCCAUACUACCCAGGAAAUCAUUAAUAGCUGGGCUAAGCAGUGAAACCUCAGAGCCUGGCAUCACAGCGGUGGUCGAGAUAGUAGCGGAGCUGAGUAGCAGCAAAAGAGAGCCACUUGCAGAGGUGGUGGUAGCAGUGGAAUCACUGCUUAAUGAGCUUUCCCUGCUUUUUCCAGGGUAGUGGAGUGAACCUACCUCUGCACUCGGGAUUCACUGAUCAAGGACAAUCAGCUGUGGGUGGAGAGCACCGCAGGGAAAGGGGUGUGCCGUGUUGAAAAGACUUUCACAGUGCAAGGUGGGAAACUGAGGCAAAGGACAUUGCCCAACGUACUGUAGGGGCUUGGCUUUGUAAGACACCUAUCUCUAGACUCUCCGUGCUAUACGAUAAUUCACUGCAAACGAAAGCGUUACUCAGGCUGGACGUGUGCUUUGGAAGGAACACACUCUGGAAGAAUGAGGCACAUGUUGGGCUUCCUUAUCAUUGUCGUCUCAGUGACAUUAUGCGAUGCACAAUGCUGGCUGGCAAGAAUUGAAUCUGAUGCACAAGGCUGCACUGAUGAGAACGGAGUGCUACAUGAAUUCAACUCCAAAUGGAAAACGAAGGGUUGCCAGAGCUGUAGCUGUAGCAAGGAAACGAUGCAGUGCUGCAGCCUCAUUAUCACCCCUGUUGACUACGACAAAGAGAAAUGUGAAAGUAUAUUCUACGAGGAGACCUGUAGCUACAAAGUGGUGGAAAAGGCUGACCCCUCUAAGCUCUGUGAGGUCCAUGGUGCUGUGGGCUAACAAACAACCCAUUGAGAAUCAAGAUUGCCAUCUGGGCAAAUCCUUUUGGAUCACAGUUGUUUUUAAGCAUCUUUAAGCAAUUCAGUGUGUGAGAAUACCAGGCCUGUAUUUGAUUCUAGGGUGUUCGUUACUAUCUGCGGUGGCAUAAUCGAGCUAUGAGCACAGGUCUUGUAAAUUCUUUUCUGAUGAUCAUUUGACUAAAAUAAACUCUGAUACAGCAUCAAA
This is a messenger RNA of Mauremys reevesii (Reeves's turtle), 1086 nucleotides long. RefSeq names its product beta-microseminoprotein J1-like. Lineage: Eukaryota; Metazoa; Chordata; Testudines; Geoemydidae. The transcript has 5 exons. Bases 532 to 861 code for a protein of 109 amino acids. The record is from RefSeq and is a predicted model, not a curated record.